UCAUUUUUGUAGCCUGUAUCGUUCAUAGUGUCCCAAGCGUCCUAUUUCUUGUUUUUAAUGGACUGAAUGCUAACCAAUCCUUGUUUGGAAUUAGGACAUACAGUGAAUUCGGGGACAAGCUCACUCUGCAUCACGUUGCAGUUGGAGUCUGCUGUCCAAUCUAUCUGGCUUACCCUCAGAUCCUCCCUCUUCCCCUCCUGGUUCCUUCCCGAACGUCUUGCUCUCCUUAAACCCUCUUUACUUGGAGUGAAUCACCAUGGCAACAGCAAAGCCCAAAGGGCAGAACUCUCUGGCCCUCCACAAAGUGAUCAUGGUGGGCAGUGGUGGAGUGGGGAAGUCAGCCCUCACUCUGCAGUUCAUGUAUGACGAGUUUGUUGAGGACUAUGAACCAACCAAAGCGGACAGCUAUAGGAAAAAGGUAGUUCUGGAUGGGGAGGAGGUCCAGAUAGACAUCCUGGACACUGCGGGACAAGAGGACUAUGCUGCCAUCCGGGACAACUACUUCCGCAGUGGGGAGGGCUUCCUCUGUGUCUUCUCCAUCACUGAGGCAGAGUCGUUUGCAGCUACAGCAGACUUCAGGGAGCAGAUCUUGCGGGUGAAGGAGGAUGAGAGUGCGCCCUUCCUCCUGGUGGGGAACAAGUCUGACUUGGAGGACCGGCGGCAGGUCAGCGCGGAAGAGGCCAAGGCGCGUGCUGAACAGUGGGGCGUGUGCUACGUGGAGACCUCUGCCAAAACCCGUGCCAAUGUCGACAAGGUUUUCUUUGACCUGAUGAGAGAGAUCCGAGCGAGAAAGAUGGAGGACAGUAAAGAGAAAAACGGCAAGAAGAAAAGCAAAAGUUUGGCCAAGAGGAUUAGAGAGAGAUGCUGCAUUUUAUAGUGACAAGGGGGUCAGUGAUGACUGCGUUGUGUAUAUAAAUAUUUCACCUAUUUUUGCAUUUUAUUUGUGCCCAUAGAAGCCCCUUAAUCCUGGUUCUGGUACCCAGGGAUUCUAGUCUUGGAUCAGAAGUAACUGGUUGGUUGAACAAAAGGUGAGUGGCACUGACUGUGGCAAGUGGUUCAUGGACAGACUUGGCAGUCUCAUAAUCCUUGUUGCUCAUUCGAUCCUCUAUGCUCUGACACUCCUCAAACCUGCAGCCUCUUUAGUUCUUCUGGACCACAUGUUAGAGAUGGAGUUAAUGUGGUAAAAACAUUGGGCUUGGCUCUUUGUAGGCUGAUUUUAAAUAUGAUUUAUUUUAUUUUUUUACGUAAAUAUAACAAAUUCUUAUGGCUGCAAUCCCGGUAACGGGAUGAUACGACAACAGCCAGUGAAAGUGCAGGGCGCCAAAUUCAAAACAACAGAAAUCUCAUAAUUAAACUUCCUCAGACAUACAUGUGUCUUAUACCAUUUUAAAAGGUAAUCUUGUUGUUAAUCCCACCAAGUGUCCGAUUUCAAAUAUGCUUUUCAGCGAAGCACCACAAACGAUUAUGUUAGGUCACCACCAAGCCACAGAAUAAGCACAGCCAUUUUUCGAGCCAAAGAUAGCAGUCAGAAAAAGCAGAAAUAGAGAAAAUUAAUCACUAACCUUUGAUCUUCAUCAGAUGACACUCAUAGGACUUCAUGUUACACAAUACAUGUAUGUUUUGUUAAAGUUCAUAUUUAUAUAAAAAAAAUCUUGAGUUUACAUUGGUGUGUUACGUUCACUAAUUCCAAAAAUAUCCAGUGAUAGUGCAUAGCCACAUCUAUUCAACAAAUACUCAUCAUAAAUGUAGAUGAUAAUACAAGUUAUACACAUGGAAUUAUAGAUAUACCUCUCCUUAAUGCAACCGCUGUAUCAGAUUUCAAAAAAACUUUACGGAAAAAGCAAACCAAACCAAUCUGAGAUGGCGCUCAGAACUAUAGUCAAAUUAGCCGCCAUGUUGGAGUCAACAGAAACCAGAAAUUACAUGAUAAAUAUUCCCUUUGAUCUUCAUCAGAAUGCACUCCCAGGAAUCCCAGGUCCACAAUAAAUGCUUGAUUUGUUCGAUAAUGUCUGUUAUUUAUGUCCAAUUAGCUACUUUGGUUAGCGUGUUUGGUAAACAAUUCCAAAGUCACAAAGUGUGUUCACUAAAACGUGACAAUGUCCAAAAGUUCCGUAACAGUCAGUAGAAACAUGUCAAACGAUGUAUUGAAUCAAUCUUUAGAAUGUUGUUAACAUACAUCUUGAAUAACGUUCCAACCGGAGAAUUAGAUUGACUUCAGAUGAGCGGUGUAACGGAGGUCCUCAUGUGAAUGCGCAUGGUCACCUCAUGGCAGUGGUGACUAAUUCUCCUCUCAUCCGGCCCCCCUUCACAGUAGAGUCAUCAGACAAAGUUCUACAGACUGUAGACAUCUAGUGGAAGCCGUAGGAAGUGAAAACUCAUCCAGAUCUCGCUGGGAUUUCAAUGGGAGCUUGGUUGAAAAUCCACCAGCCUCAGAAUUUCCACUUCCUGUUUGGAUUCUCUCAGGUUUAUGCCUGUCAUAUGAGUUCUGUUAUACUCAGACAUAUUCAAACAGUUUUAGAAACUUCAGAGUGUUUUCUACCAAUACUAAUAAUACUAUGCAUAUAUUAGCAACUAUGACUGAGGAGCAAGCCGUUUACUCUGGGCACCUCUGUGCACCUUUCAUCCAAGCUACUCAAUACUGCCCCUGCAGCCAUAAGAAGUUAAAUGUAAGCAUACCCAACAAGACCAUGGUCAUGUUAUGACUGAGAUCUUGAACAGCCCCAAACCCAGAACAUUUUCCUAUUUCUGAGGGACCAUUUCCAACUGAAAUUAUUUGACACCAAUUAACCUGAUUUAAUGACAAGAAAAAAGCCUGCAUGCCUCCAGGGUUGGGUUUCCCAAAAGCAUCUUAAGGCUAAGUUCGUUAGAAAUUUCGUAGGAGCAUCGUUAAAUCUCAGCGCUUUUUCACAAAACCAUCAUUACUAACUUUCCAUUUGAAAACACUUGUAUCUAACAACUGCUUCAGACCACUUGUAGAACAGCUAAAGUGUCAGAAUAUCUUUUGCCCUCCCGCAUAAAUUUACACACCAUCUCAGAAACACAAAGUGUUUGUCUCUGACUGCCGUUAACUUCAUAGUUGAAUACAAAUAGUCCACAAAGUUUGCAAUGCUACAAACAAGAGAAGCAAUGACAAAACAGGUUUCAAAUGAAAACCGAGAUGACUAUAUUGUAAGAUGGAUAUUAGACCACAUUUCAGUCAUAUUGAAAUUACUUUGUUUUAAUCAAUUGAGUUAUAUUUUUCUAAUUGUGCCAUCUGGUUUAGUCUAUUAUUAUAGGCUAAGCUGAUCAUACUUUCUGUAGAAGCAUGUCCUUCAUCACUAUUGUAUAUUCUUUCUAGGCCCAGGACUAGUUAGGCACUGAAUUAUUUAAAAAAGAAACCACAAAUCUAGAUGUACUAUUGAUGCAUACACUCUUAAGUUUUCAAAACUUCAAAAUCGUAUACAUAAGCCCACUAACAAGCUUUGUUCUCCUCUGUUGUGAGGGGAAUCACAGUUUCAUUAUUUACACUCCCUUUCAUUCAUUCUUGGAGAGAAGACCAAUUUUUUGGGUUCUCGUUCAUUAUGGUAGAAGGGUGUGAAACUUGACAGUUUACCUGAACUUGUUUGGUAAUUUACCUGUCCUUUACUUCAUUUACUUUUUCCAUUGGAAAAGUUGGGUCCUGUAAUUAAGGAGCAUUACCAGAAAUCACCAUAUUCUCUGUUACGUUUUCUCUUGGUUUCUAUAUCACCAAGUCCUUUCCAUUACCGCUGCCUCAGACCCACUUGUUACAGGCUGGGUCAACUGGAUUAUAUCUAAACAUGUCAUAGAUCUUUGGUCUUAAAGGGCUACUGCACUUCCUAAUUUUGCCUUGUUUUAGACUUGGUUCAUUAAGAAAUGCUAGUUUCCAUGACUGAAUUCAAACGGGAGUUGGUUUCAUGGUAUGGUUUGAUGUAGGUGUCUCUUGUGUGUUCGCAGAUGGGAAGAGUUAGCCAAUUAGCUUCAGCCGGCUGGUGUGCUACCUUGGCAAAGUUGGUUUGACUUUGGAUAGCCUAUCUCUGGGAAUAGUAGGGACCGUCUAUAAGUUACACAAUGUACAUCAUUUUAGUUGUCUCAUUUAAAUGCUUUCAAUAUUUGUAUAUGAAUUUCUACAAUUUAUUGUUGGUUUGAAGUUUUUAAAUCAUUGAAAUUUAGAGAUAUUGUCCCAUGUACACAUCCUGUAUCGCAUACGGCUGUGAUUAGGAGUCCCAUAGGGCGGCGCACAAUUGGCCCAGCGUUGUCCGGGGUAGGCCGUCAUUGUAAAUAAGAAUUUGUUCUUAACUGACUUGCCUAGUUAAAUAAAUGAAAUGUCCCUGACUAGCCCCAUAGGCAUUAUGAUCAAGUAGUGUGGAGCUGUGCUCCAAAUUGAUGAUUACUUGGGUGCUGGCUUGUGGGCAGUAUUAAAAUAAACCCAACACACGGAAAACUUAUGUUAAUCUUCAUUCCGUGACAUAAUUUGUAUUUAUCGUCUCGCAAAUAUCAGUUUGACAUACACUUAGUAGUAGAUUUUGACACUAAAUGUUUGACUCGAUGCUACUGAGGCCAUAUUUUUUCACCCCCCUUCUCCCCAAUUCAGUCAUAUUCAAUUGCGAUCUUGUCUCAUCGCUGCAACAGGCUCGGGGAAAGGCGAAGGUCGAGUCAUGCGCCCUCCAAAACAUGGCACGCCAAACCGCGCUCCUUAACACCCGCCCGCUUAACAAGGAAGCCAGCCGCACCAAUGUGUCGGAGGAAACACUGUUCAACUGAUGACCGAAGUCAGCCUGCAGGCGCCUUGUCUGCCACAAGAAGUUGCUAGAACGCAAUGAGCCAAGUAAAGCCUCCCCUAACCCAGACAACGCUGGGCCAAUAGUGCGCAGCCAUAUGGGUCUCCCAGAAGAUGUUGCUUUUUAGGGUCAGUCGCUCUUUAAGGUCCUCCGUGAACUUUUUUCUUAAAUACUGCUCGUUUUUUGGCAAAGUAGUUGUGUUCAAUAGGCAGGGAAACAAAACAUUUUGAAACCUGAAUAUUUAGUUUGUGUAGUACCGCCAAAGGUUUUCUCUGAACAUUACCCUGAUUCAUGUCACAACAGGCUGGUGACUUGUGGCUAUGCACCAAAGAUGACCAUCUCUGCCACCAUAGUUAGAGUACACCGUCUGCAACUACAUUUUCCAUAAAGACCGUUUACUCUGCAAGGCUUAUCAUGCAACUAUUGAGUGACUUUAAUGCAACCUAGGUUUUUUUAUUUUUUUAUUUCACCUUUAUUUAACCAGGUAGGCUAGUUGAGAACAAGUUCUCAUUUACAACUGCGACCUGGCCAAGAUAAAGCAAAGUAGUGCGACACAGUUACACAUGGAAUAACUAACACAAGAGAGAAAAAAAAGUAUAUAUACAGUGUGUGCAAAUGAGUUAAGAUAAGGGAGGUAAGGCAAUAAAUAGGCCAUAGUGGUGAAAUAAUUACAAUUUAGCAAUUAAACACUGGAGUGAUAGAUGUGCAGUAGAUGAAUGUGCAAGUAGAGAUACUGGGGUGCAAAGGAGCAAAAUAAAUAAAUAACAGUAUGGGGAUGAGGUAGUUGGAUGGGCUAUGUACAGGUGCAGUGAUCUGUGAGCUGCUCUGACAGCUGGUGCUUAAAGUUAGUGAGGGAGAUAUUGAUCUCCAGCUUCAGUGAUUUUUGAAAUUCGUUCCAGUCAUUGGCAGCAGAGAACUGUAAGGAAAUGCGGCCAAAGGCAGUGUUGGCUUUGGGGGUGACCAGUGAAAUAUACCUGCUGGAGCGCGUGCUGCUAUGGUGACCAGUGAUGGCAGGGGCUUUACCUAGCAAAGACUUACAGAUGACCUGGAGCCAGUGGGUUUGGCGACGAGUUUGAAGCGAGGGUCAGCCAACGAGAGAGUACAGGCCGCAGUGAUGGGUGGUAUAUGGGGCUUUGGUGACAAAACGGAUGGCACUAUGAUAGACUGCAUCCAAUUUGCUGAGUAGUGUUGGAGGCUAUUUUGUAAAUGACAUCACCGAAGUCAAGGAUCGGUAUGUUUGGCAGCUUCAGUGAAGGAUGCUUAGUUGCUUUGCUGCGAAAUAGGAAGCCAAUUUUAUUUUGAAGAUGCUUAAUGUGAGUCUGGAAGGAGAGCUUACAGUCUAACCAGACACCUAGGUAUUUGUAGUUGUCCACAUAUUCUAAGUCAGAACGGGCAGGUGCGGGCAGCGAUCGGUUGAGGAGCAUGCAUUUAAUUUGACCUGCAUUUAAGAGCAGUAGGAGGCCAUGGAAGGAGAGUUGUAUGGCAUUGGAGGUUAAUUAAGUGUCCAAAGAAGGGCCAGAUGUAUACAGGAUGGUGUAGUCUGCGAUCAGAGCGCCACCAGCAGCAAGAGCAACAUCAUUGAUGUAUACAGAGAAAAGAGACGGCCCGAGAAUUCAACCCUGUGGCAGCCCCAUAGACUGCCUGAGGUCUGGACAACAGGCCCUCUGAUUUGACACACUGAACUCUAUCUGAGAAGUAGUUGGUGAACCAGGCGAGGCAGUCAUUUGAGAAACCAAGGCUGUUGAGUCUGCCGAUAGGAAUGUGGUGAUUGACAGUCGAAAGCCUUGGCCAGGUCGAUGAAUACAGCUGCACAGUAUUGUCUCUUAUCGAUGGCGGUUAUGAUAUCAUUUAGGACCUUGAGCGUGCUGAGGUGCACCCAUGGCCAGCUCGGAAACCAGAUUGCAUAUCGAAGAAGGUACGGUGGGAUUCGAAAUGGUCGAUGAUCUGUUUUAUUAACUUGGCUAUCCAAGACCUUAGAAAGGCAGGGUAGGAUAUUUAUAGGUCUGUAGCAGUUUGUGUCUAUAGUGUCUCCCCCUUUGAAGAGGGGCAGCUUUCCAAUCUUUGGGGGUCUCAGACGAUACGAAAGAGGUUGAACAGGCUAGUAAUAGGGGUUGCAACAAUUUCGGUUGACUAUUUUAGAAAGCGAGGUUCCAGAUUGUCUAGCCCUGCUAAUUUGUAGGGGUCCAAAUUUUGCAGCUCUCUCAGAACAUAAGCUUUCUGGAUUUGGGUAAAGGAGAAAUGGGGGAGGCUUGGGCAAGUUUACCGUGGGGGGUGCAGGGCUUUCUAUUCCCCUCUGAUGCUCACACGCCACGUUAGAAAGGAACGUCACAAAAAAACAUUAUUUUGCCCCCUUAGGAAUAUAGUUCAAUAACCCUGUCGAGCCUUUCCACUCCCUAUUUAAUCUUGCUCUUGUGACUGACUGGGUUCGAACCAGGUCUCCUGCAUGUCAGAAGACUGUUAGCCCACUUACCUAAAGCCCAUUGGGAGGAAUUCAGGAAGCUAACACAAGUCUUCAAGUCUCCAGGAAGGUUACUCAUCAAAAGAGUAUGGUCAUCAAACCACCUCGGUUGCAUUUUAUCCCCUUUAGACCUCGUACUCGGAGAUUAUGGCACCAAUAUAACUGUCUGGGUUUUAAUUCAGGCGUACUGCAUGACACUCUGUGGCAAACCGAAACAGAACGAUCUGGCCUAUCAGAGCCCUUCUAAGGAUAGCCUUUCCACUCCAUAGCCCUAAGGACAGCCUUUCCAAUCCUAUGACAUUGCUAUUAAAUUAUAUUCUUAUGGUGGCCAAAUUGUGGUUUUUGUGACAUUCCCUUCUAACGUGCCUUGUGAUCAUCAUAAAGGGGAGUAAUAAUACCUUAUAGCCAAAGCGGUUCAAAUGUUAGAGCCAAACUCGUGCGAAGAAAAUGUAUUCAACAUGCCACAUUGGCUUCAGUAACCGCCAGAAGUUACUGUUUACCACAGCGAGCAUUUGAUUCGAUCUCUUCUCUACCUUCCCAGGUUGGCAAGGUGAUGUUGUGAGGUACUGUACAUAAUGACGAGAUGGUCUUGUCUGCGCCGUUAACAAUGGUAGCCGUUGUUCCAAAAGCGGGAAGGCAGGCAGACUGCUUAUCACUGUAUUGUUAUUGACGAGAAAUUCACACUGUCAUUAACAUUGAUGCCUUGAUGUCCAUUGUGAUUGUGAACAAGUCGACCAGAGUUUCCAAAACUCGUUCUGCGGUACCCCAAGGGGUGCACGUUUUGGUUUUUGCACUAGCACUACACAGCUGAUUCAAAUAAUCAGCUGUGUAGUGCUAGGGCAAAAGCCAAAAUGUGUACCCCUUUGGGUCCCAAGGACAGAGUUUGGUAAAACCCUGAAGUUGACUAUCCCCACACCUAGAUUAACAGUUAUAUGCAAUGUUUGGAGUAUCUCUUUUUUUUUUUUUUUUUUUUGAGCCUCAAAUGAUGUUUUCCUUUUGACUGAAUUCCGUGUUAUUGGAAUUUCAUCAGACAUUACAUUUGACUACUUCAACUCUUUAACUCACCAUGUCGAGACUUGACAGUUCAUUCAGCUUUUGUAUUUUGAUCAUGGAGUUCUGAUCAUGCAAUUUAAGAACGCGUCAUGUGUCUAAAACUAAAUUUUAAAUGUGUCCACAUUGUGUCCGGUUUCCCUUUUCCCAUGCUAUAUUCAAAUGCCAGUAUGCAUUCUGCAAACGGCGGAACAAGAUAAAUCUGACACAACUUGAUGGCUGUAGCCUACUAGCCAGCUAACCUCUGUAACUAGCCAGCAAGCUACAGGACACACCUACUCAUUCCAGGGUUUUACUUUAUUUUUUACUAUUUUCUACAUUGUAGAAUAAUAGUGAAAAUAUCAAAACUAUAAAAUACCACAUAGGAAUCAUGUACUAACCAAAAAAGUGUUAAACAAAUCAAAAUAUUUGAGAUUCCUCAAAGUAGCCACCCUUUGCAUUGAUGACAGCUUUGCACACUCUUGGCAUUCUCUCAACCACCUUAAUGAGAUAGUCACCUGGAAUGCAUUUCAAUUAACAGGUGUGCCUUGUUAAAAGUUCAUUUGUGGAAUUUCAUUGCUUAAAGUGUUAGAGGCAAUCAGUUGUGUUGUGACAUGGUGGGAGUGGUAUACAGAAGUCCAUAUUAUGGCAAAAACAUCUCAAAUAAGCAAAGGGAAACAACGGUCUAUCAUUACUUUAAGACAUGAAGGUCAGUCAAUCUGGUAAAUUUCAAGAACUUUGAAAGUUUCUUCAAGUGCAGUUGCAAAAACCAUCACGCGCUAUGAAGAAACAUCAACUGUUCAGAGAAGACUGUAUGAAUCGGGCCUUCAUGGUCGAAUUGCUGCAAAGAAACCACUACUUAAGGACACCAAUAAGAAGAGACUUGCUUGGGCCAAGAAACACGAGCAAUGAACAUUAGACAGGUAGAAAUCUUUCCUUUGGUCUGAUGAGCCCAAAUUUGUGGUUUUUGGUUCCAACCGCCAUGUCUUUGUGACGCAGAGUAGGUGAGCGGAUGAUCUCUGCAUGUGUUGUUCCCACCGUGAAGCAUGGAGGAGGUGAUGUGGGGGUGCUUUGCUGGUGACACUGUCAGUGAUUUAUUUAGAAUUAAAGGUACACUUAACCAGCAUAGCUACCACAGUAUUCUGCAGAGAUACGCCAUCCCAUCUGGUUUGCACUUAGUCCCACUGUCAUUUGUUUUUCAACAGGACAAUGACCCUACACACCUCCAGGCUGGAGAGUGAUGGAGUGCUGACCUGGCCUCCAUAAUCACCCGGCCUCAACCCAAUUGAGAUGGUUUGGGAUGAGUUGGACCACAGAGUGAAGGAAAAGCAGCCAAUAAGUGCUCCGCAUAUGUGGGAACUCCUUCAAGACCGUUGAAAAAGCAUUCCAGGUGAAGCUGGUUUAGAGAAUGCCAAGAGUGUGCAAAGCUGUCAAGGCAAAGAGUGGCUACUUUGAAGAAUCUCAAAUAUAAAAUACAUUUAGAUUUAGCACUUUUUUGUAUACUACAUGAUUCCACAUGUUAUUUCAUAGUUUUGAUGUCUUCACUAUUAUUAUACAAUGUAGAAAAUAGUAAAAAUAAAGAAAAACCAUUGAAUGAGUAGGUGUGUCCAAACGUUUGACUGGCACUGUAGUUAGCAACGCUAAAGGGAUUUCUUACAGAUUAGCUUAACUAGCCAAACAACCUUGUUUUUCUAAUAAAUGCUAGCCAACUAGCUAACUGAAGUCAGCAAACAUCUUUCUUACACGCUAGGAACGUAUUUCCUUCAACAUUUAAUGAAAAAAAAGGUGCUUCUCUCUCCCAAAACAAGUUUUCUGGAAACUUGUGGGCGGAGUGCUGAUGUGGCCCACUGCAUGCACCUUCGGUAGCCUGAUUGGGUCCAGAAUGAGAAGAAAUCCACACAUGCGUCUCUGACCACCUCUUGAAGUGGUCAGACAGAUCCGACCACAAUGCGACUUUUGCAUCUAUACCGGUCUUUUUCAAUGUGAUGUUCAUAUUCUGAUAGGCGAAGUCGCAUGUAAGUGUCAAGUGUAGACCGCCUUAGACAGCCAGUCAUGUUCUGAUUUGGCAAAAGAGCUUAAUCUGAUUGGUAAAAUUAGUGGGAAAAGAUCAGAAUUGGGCUGCCUGUGUAAACACAGCCUUAAAGUAAUUGUCCGGUGGAUCUAUUUUAAAAGUUUAAAAUUCUGAUAACUCAUACCCGUAUAAUGUCGUGACUCAUUCUAUAUUCUAUACUUUUUGGCCAAAGCAUGAAUUGGAGAAAAAACACUUCAAAACCACCACAAAUGUGUUUCUGACAGUUAAAAAGCUUUUUUUAUUUUUAUUUAUUUUUAUUUUUUAUUUCCGCAUAAAGGAUGAGGAGCUGGCCAAUCAGCUGUCUACUCUCAUCAAUAUUUUUUGUUGGUAUGCACUCACACCAUUCCAACUCAAAGCUGUUUAACAUAUAUAUUUUGUAUUUAUUUAAAAAAUGUUUUUGGGGAAACUCACCCCAUGAUAGUUUGACCUUUUCAGUCUUAUAACUUGAUGUUAAAACCCCCUAGAGUCUAUUGAUGCACCGGUGUGUUAUCUAAAUAACAUAAUUUUAAAAAAUCCCAUCAAAAUCUGUCAGUUUGAGCUAGAGAGAUCUAGCAUGGGCUACGUCUCAAUCCACUUCAUCCGCCUAUGUCGCCCUUCAGCAUCUGCAGUGGAAAGUGGCGGAGCUACAGAGCUGUUUGUCAAACCAGGAGACAUCCAGAAAAUCGUAGACUCACUAACACAACGGGGUUCUCCGUGUUUUGCUUUGACGUCCACAAGUGUCGCUGGACCAGUCCUAAAGGUAACCCAUACAAAUGAAUGGAGGUAGUUUUGUGCCAACAAAAAUAAGGGGUUAAAUGUGUUUGUUCAAAAAAAAAAUAUAUACACUGCUCAAAAAAAUAAAGGGAACACUUAAACGACACAAUAUAACUCCAAGUCAAUCACACUUCUGUGAAAUCAAACUGUCCACUUAGGAAGCAACACUGAUUUGCUGUUUCUGACCGUUUGAGCAGACACAUGCACAUUUGUGCAAUCCAGGUCAUUUUGCAGGGCGCUGGCAGUGCACCUCCUUGCACAAAGGCGGAGGUAGCGGUCCUGCUGCUGGGUUGUUGCCCUCCUACGGCCUCCUCCACAUCUCCUGAUGUACUGGCCUGUCUCCUGGUAGCGCCUGCAUGCUCUGGACACUACGCUGACAGACACAGCAAACCUUUUUGCCACAGUUCGCAUUGAUGUGCCAUCCUGGAUGAACUGCACUACCUGAGCCACUUGUGUGGGUUGUAGACUCCGUCUCAUGCUACCACUAGAGUGAGAGCACCGCCAGCAUUCAAAAGUGACCAAAACAUCAGCCAGGAAGCAUAGGAACUGAGAAGUGGUCUGUGGUCACCACCUGCAGAAUCACUCCUGUUUUGGGGGGUGUCUUGCUAAUUGCCUAUAAUUUCCACCUUUUGUCUAUUCCAUUUGCACAACAGCAUGUGACAUUUAUUGUCAGUGUUGCUUCCUAAGUGGACAGUUUGAUUUCACAGAAGUGUAAUUGACUUGGAGUUACAUUGUGUUGUUUAAGUGUAACCUUUAUUUUUUUGAGCAGUGUAUAUUCCUGAGCUUUCUUAUCUCCUUGAUAUAGGACAGACACUUAAAAACCUUAUUCCUUAUGAUUUAUUUUUGUGCUGUCUUGCUGUUUAGGAAUGUGUAAUUCAUUGCGUUUAUGGGCUAUGGUAGUAAAGUGUAAUAUUUUGUCAUGCUUUAUUUAUUAUUUGGGGAUACCUAAAAGGCUCCUAAAAUUCCAAAUCAAAUAGCUAAAUGAUCCAUGGUAUGACCUUAAAACAAAUCCAUGUCAUCUUAGAACCCCCCACCCCCACCUUGCUCUUGUAGCAUUCUGUAGCAUACCAUUAUCUACUUCCAUGGUGCUACCUUGCUUUUUGACUGACCUAUAUCAAGUUCGGUGUGUGUGUACGCACGUGCGUGGGUCCAAACCCCUACUUGGCAACUCUGUUGUCUCAAAUGACAAAUGUUUUUAUUAAGUUAUUUUCCUAUUGCUCGGCUUAAUCACAAUGGACUGGGCCAGGUCUUAUUGAGCAAGGCCAGGUCUGGUUCGUGAGACUAUGUAGGACUUUGUAUUACAUUUUGUUGCAGUAAUGUGAAUGCAGGUGUAUUUUCUCUACAGGAAACUGUUUCUUUUAAUGUGAGUAUUUGUUUGUUUUUUACUGUACACAUGUAUUGCCUUAUGUUUUAAUAUCCUUUUACUUUCAAUUUGUAAUAUUUAUCUUUGAUUUGCUUUAUCAAACUGAAGAUCAAUUUCAAUAUCGAUGUUGGUUAUACCUGUAUUGUGUAGUUAUGUUGACUGUUUAUUCACAUCCUUAACAAAAACACUAAUGUAUCCUACUGUUACUGGGUACAAUAAUUGAAAUGCUGUGUACCUUUCAGUUCUUGUUUUGUGAGCUAUUGGAUAGACAAAUAAAGUGAUUAUAAUUUUUUACAAACAAA
This is a messenger RNA of Salvelinus fontinalis (brook trout), 12754 nucleotides long. Its product is annotated as ras-related protein Ral-A-like. Gene Ontology annotation, molecular function: GTPase activity; GTP binding; GDP binding. Lineage: Eukaryota; Metazoa; Chordata; Actinopteri; Salmoniformes; Salmonidae. The record is from RefSeq and is a predicted model, not a curated record. The coding region runs from base 257 to 877 and encodes 206 amino acids. Gene Ontology annotation, biological process: regulation of exocytosis; Ras protein signal transduction. Gene Ontology annotation, cellular component: plasma membrane. The transcript has 6 exons.